Eimeria mitis is the source of this 696-nucleotide messenger RNA. RefSeq lists its product as uncharacterized. The transcript is spliced from 2 exons. Bases 1 to 696 code for a protein of 231 amino acids. NCBI's taxonomy places the organism in Eukaryota, Apicomplexa, Conoidasida, Eucoccidiorida, Eimeriidae. The record is from RefSeq and is a predicted model, not a curated record.
AUGAGGGUUCUACAGAAACUUCCGCCAUGGGUACGAUGCACCUGCUGCAGACACCGCCGAGAAGCUGGCGCAGAAGCUGCUGCUACUGCUGAGCAGCUCCCGCAGCAACUGCAGCAGCAACAGCAAAAGCAACAACUGCAGCAGCAGCAACGGGCAGAGGAGGGGAGGCUUGGCGCCUUUGGAGGGUUUCCUUGCUCAGAGACACACGAAGGAGACAGUGCUGCUGCUGAGGCAGCUAAGAGAAAGACACAAGGGACCCCAGACCCCACGCAGCAGCAGGGGCUGCUGGGGCAGGGGGGGGGACUGUCUCCUUUCGCUGUCGCCGUAGUCACCUGCCCACCGCCUCCUUAUGAGCAGCAGCAGCAGCAGCAGCAGCAGCAGGUAGAGGGGCACUGCACGCUGUUGCCUCCGUCUCCUGCUGCUAUGCAGCAGCUGCAGCUCCCCUCUCAGCAGGCCCCCUCACAGCGCAACCUGCUGAGAGAGGAGGCGGGAGAGAUGGGGAGCCGAGGGGCCCUAGAGAGCUUCAGCCCCACGUUUGCAACAGAGCUGCUAGCAGAUAUAGAGCUGGAUGGAGACACAGGAACCCCCACAGCUGCUGCUGCUGCUGCUGUUGCUGCAUCUGCUGCAGCAGGAACUAAUACACUGCUGCAGAUUGAUGUACCUGUACAGCAACACCAAAAUGCUGCAGGCACUUAG